Molecule: messenger RNA, 6039 nt
Organism: Aplysia californica (California sea hare)
Lineage: Eukaryota; Metazoa; Mollusca; Gastropoda; Aplysiida; Aplysiidae
Product: serine-rich adhesin for platelets
Source: RefSeq, a predicted model, not a curated record
AAAGAUGAAGCAGUUGGCGGUCUGAUCGCUAUUUUGGAUCCGGACCAGACUAAUGCUGAAAUUGAAAUCUUAGCAUUUUGUGAUGGCCUUCACAAGUGGAUUCAGGAUAUGAAGACAAAGCAGAAAAAAGACUUCAACAUCACUGGACUGGAAGAGACGCAAGACAUUGGUGGUGCUCAAGUACAACGUAUGGAAACCUCAAUAGAAGACAGUAUUUCUCUGAUGGCUGAGGAAAGUUUUGGCCAGACGCUUGGAGAAAUGUCAAGUCGCCUGAUUGACUCUCGUCAUCAGAACACAAGGCUAAGUGAGCAGUUACAGGAGACACGGGCUACCGUUGAGGCCAAGGAGGAAGAGGUGGUGAAGCUGUCCGCUCAGCUGGCAGACUCGCACCUGGAGGUGAAAAGGCUGAAAACAUGGGGCGAUCUGAGGCAACAAACAGAACUAGAAAACGCGGAGCUACGUCAGCAAGUUGAUUCUCUGUGCAGGGAGUUGGAGGAAGAGAGACAACAGGUGCAGAGAGGGGAGCAAGAGAAGAGCCUGCUACAUGCUCAGCUGCAGCGUAUUCAGACGCAGGUCGGACAACUGAAUUCAGAGCUCACAGAUACAGCCCGAGAGCGGGAGGAUCUCAAAUCCUUGUUGCGAGGUGGCAAGGACAAGGUAUUAGAAUUUACAGAUUUAUGUGCUAGCCUGGAGGCUCGGUUGGCAGAGAAAGACGAGCGACAUCAAGAACUGAUUUCUUGUCUUCAAGAAUUUUCUUCUAAAAAUGAGGAGCUGAAACAACAAAGUUUGAAUUUGCAAGAGCAGCUCAUGGAAGCACAGCAAGAACUUUUCAGUGUGAGAUCUGCCUCUGACAGCAGUGAUGGGAUUCGACUGCCGUCCCCACAGGAACUAGCCAACGAAAUAGAAGAGGAUUCAGAAACGGAUGAGGCAACCAGCACUUGCCAGUGGCCUCCUUCUAUCAGAAAUGAACUGCAAGAGUUGUUUGAGGAUAGUCCUAAUCUUCCGUGGCCACUGAGUGGUAAAGAGCUGAAGGAAAGUGUGGGGACACCGCCAGAUAUAGUCAGCCACAUAGAGCAAGGCACAGACAGUAAAAGACAGGCGGUUGACAAUGAGCAGAGUGUUGCUCAGGACAAAAUGAGUUCUCCAAAUCCUGGAAUUUCACCGGAAAAGAGCAAGAGCAAAUGCCGGUGUGAUUUCCACUAUGACAUUUCUAAUGAAAAGCUACGCAUGCUGGUGACAGUGCUGAGGAACUUUAAAGGAGAAAAUGAACGACUGAGAUGUAUGAUCAAGCAGACUCUGGCGGACAGUGGGAGCCCAAAGAAGAUUGAUCCUGUGGAUGAGAAAAUUUGUGCUGCUAGCUUGUACGAUGUCACACUGCCAGAGAGGGAGAGAGAGGUGAGCAGACUGAGGAAAGUCCUGUCGGAGGCUCAGGAGAGAGUGACUUCCUUACAGCAGAAGAAUGAUGAGUUGACACAAGUUGUUACCUCACUCAACAGUGAGAGUCAGUGAGAUAAGCGAGGAGGCUGACGCCAAGAGUCAGGAGUUAGCCAGAGAGAAACAGAGGUCCGGCCAGCUGGAGGAGAACCUGUGCAGCAGUGCCUUGGCCAGACAGCUGGACCUGAAGGACAUCUGGAGACUGGUGCAGAAGGAGGUGGAGUCUGAGUGUCAGGACGGACAGGAUGAUGUGCUCGGUACUGCAUCGCCAGAGCAGCUGAAGGCAAAGAUCAAACAGGACAUUGACGCGAUUCGUCAGAAACUUGAGAGACGAGAGACUGCUCUGGGCUUGCUGAGGAAGAGCAAGCUAAAUCUACCGACUGCCUGGAGCUCUGACGUGAGUCACACCAGCCACUGCACCUCUUGGCUGCGCAAUCGUCGACUGUCUCCCAGCUCACCGUUGCUUGAAGCGCUAUCUAUUGACAUGUUCAAUGGGAACCUGCCAGGAUACCAGGGUCAGUACGCCGUGUCCCCCACCGCUGUCUCCUGUGAAGAUGUGGACUGCUAUGAGUGCCGCGCCGCACGCCUUAUCCUACAACACAGGUUCACUGCUUCUUGUCCCUCCAUCUCCGUGCAGCAAAAGAAAGGAGUGUCUAUCGCUGAUGGCGAGAACAAUAACAGUCUACCCCCUGGUACAGCUCAGGACAAUCUGGUGUCCACACUGGACAACGCUGACCCUCACAGCCUCAACUCUUGGCCUGACUCUGAGACUCUGCCACUGCCUGCGAAGAAGCGGAGAAGUUUGUACGGCAGCAACAGACGAUCCGAUUUUAUCAGAAACUCUGGCCGAUAUCCAGGCCUGAGCAAAGCCUCAGCCAAAAAGGCUCUUGGAAAUUCCAGAGAUUUAUACUCUUACUCUAAUGGGAUUCCUUUCACCAGCCCUGUUUAUGUUUCUGGUGUGUCUACAAAUGGCAGGAGUUCCCGAGACGACACAUGGGCUGAGCGUCCUGGUCAGUACAGCAACAUGGCAAACCAGUCAUACACAAGCCUCUCCCUGGAUGACUGCAAUAACUCUUUCAGUGCCACGCGCAGGUCCAGCUUUAAGACAGCCGUGGAGAACAGUCAACAGUCUUCUCAGCUCUCUAGCAUGGACAGCUCGUUUGGAGAGAAAAGUGGCUGCAACGUUUCAGCGGACGUCUGCGGUACAGGCGAGACAUCACCCGAAGAGUUACGGCGGCCUAGCUUCUGUGCUGCUAUUGAAAAAGGUCAACAAAGAGAAUCACCUCUUCCUCCAGGUCAAAGAGAGUCGCCACUUCCUCCAUCCAACCUGAAACCCAUACGAGUAACAAACUCAGGUAGUAAUAGUCCAGUUGGUCAAGGCACGGGUGCGCUGAAGCCAGCAGGCGAGGUUGUUACAAAGACGGUCAAGUUCCAGCUGGACGAGGAGCGUGAGGGAGACGAGAGCAGCCGGCAGACAGCGGAGUACCCCGGAGCUGUGGCCUGGAGCUCCGCCUCCAGAAUCCCCAACUUGAGCAGUUUUGGGUCAGACUCCUUCUUGUCCUCCUCCUCCUCCUCCUCCCUGGCCUACGACUCUACCUGCAGCUCUGUGACGUCUGUGUCCUGGGACGGGAGUGGAGACAACAGAAGAUUUGUAUUACCUGGGAGAGCUCCCCCUGUGUAUGUGAAGGCACUCAGAGUGGACACCGGCCAUCUGGGAAAUCCUUCUCUAGAGGACUGGGACCUUUCCCCACAGUCUAACGUUGAACUCUUCAAUGGUUCUGGCGAUCGUUUCACCCCGAUUCAGCCCAGCGAGUCAAGUACAGGAGCAGAGCCACAAGGGGAAUGCGGGCCAGUGACCAGUUCGGCUGACGACGCCAGUGACAUGCCGACCUCCAUGAACCUGAAGACCACGCCAGCCACAGAGGUCACAAGGGGUCACGACCAGGCUGAUGAGCCCCGGAACCCGCCCUCGGCCAGCAGAAUAAACGGCAGUAGGAAACAGGACGGUGUCGCAGCGGUCCCCUCCGCUCACCAAGGGAUAUCGCUCUCUCACCCUCCCACUUCACCUUCUUAUUCCUCGCCCACCACCACCACCAAUAACAACAAUAAUAAUAAUAACAACAACAGCAACAACAACAACAACGCCGUAAUCUCUACUGCCGCUGCAGCUGCUGCUGCUCCCUCUGUAUCUACACCACAUCCUCUUUCUCCGUCCUCCGGCGGUCCGUCCUUCCGCUCUGCCUCCUCCGCCUCCUCCUCUUCCUCCUCGUCCUCCCCCUCCUCUGUGGUAGCCCACCCCGCCCAAAUUAUGGCGUCGAGUUCGCCCUCGCUCACAAACAGACGCCUCCCCGCUGUCCCUCCCCCUCAUCCUCCCACCUCCUCCUCCUCCUCCGACCCUGCCCUGAUAUCUACGACGGCCUCCAGCAACAGACACGCGCUCAUCCACGCCGCCACCUCGUCUUCCAAGACAUCUUCAUCGUCUCUGUGGUCGUCAACGUCGUCGUUGUCCUCCUCUAGAGAGGCCGAGCCGCCGGGCAGACAGGGAGGGGGAGCCGGGAGUACUGUGGUCACGUCGUCGUGCGGGACGGACUCCAACAACCGACUGAAGGCGGACCAGAGCCACCUGGCGAGCAAGAAGCGCGAGCAGAUGAAAUCUCGCGCCAUGAAGCUACCAGAACUUUCGGAACACUCGGAGCUGGACACGACCAGCAGUAACGGACAGUACAGGGAGGAGGAAGAGGAAGAGGCGGAUAAGUCCUCAUCCCCACUCUCCUCUAACGCCGGCACCACAAACAGCUCUGGCUCCGCCCCUCCCCGCAUCACGCCACAGAUCUCGGUGACAGACGAGCAUGGAGCCACGCCCCCUGCACCGUCAGACGAGCCGGUCACGCCCAGUCUGCCGGAGUCUUUCCUCAAGAAGCUGGGACUUAUUGCACGGAAGGGGAAGGAGGAGGAAGAAAGGAAGGUGCUGAGUGAGCGUUCAGGGCCCGGCCUCAGCCCAGACUUUGACUCCGGCAUCAACCGCAGGUCUAUGUCUGUGUGUGGGUUCAACGCUGGUGGACGGCCGCCUGGCCUCACCCCGCCACCUCGCAGCCGCUCCGUGAACGAUGCGGGAGAUAACCCCUACCCUGUACAUAUGCGACGUCGCAGUGAGAUCGCCUUGCCCCGUGUGCUGGGUGGCUCAGGCAGUCCCUCCCUCACACAGACCUCCUCCAUGGAGUGUCUAUCUCCCCUCUUCGAGCGCUCUAGCCAGCUCCAGCAUCUACAGUCUCUGGCCGCGCACGACUCGGAGGACCGGGAGGACCCAAGGUCAAGGUUCCAGUCUGCCGUGGCCAGCACGUCCAUGCAGCACGCGGUAACCAACACCAUGCGCCGGGUGUCCAUGGAGAGACGGCGGUCAGUGACGGGGGCCGCGCCCUUGACCCUGGUCUCCUCGCCGCCCACCCUCACCGUGACCCCAGAGGUCACCGGCACAGAGAAAGAACCGGAAAGUGGAGAUACCAAAGAGAGUGAGAGAAAAGUUUCAGUGGAUGAAGAUGCCUACAGAAAAGGGUUUGAGGAAGGUUUAAAAGCGCAGCUGUCCAAUGAGCUGAACGACCUGCGGGAACAGCAGAACUCGAUCAGCCACAGCCUGGAGCAGGUCAUGGACCGGGUGGAUCAGGCUGGGGAGGAGGAUGACGACCUCUUGGCCAGCAGGCCGUCGCGGGUGGAGACAGUGCUGACCUUGCUGUCCAAAGUGCGGGAGUUUGUGUCUCAGUUUGACUGGCGCUCCAACAAGAAAGCCAUCCGCAAUCUGGCCGGCAUUUUCUUUGUCUUCCUCGCAAUUCUCAUCGUCUUUCUCUCCCCGCCCAUCUCCACCGUGGAUGUGCGGCACUUUCCUAAACCCCCUCAGUAGUUUGUCUGUUUGUCUGUUUGUCUUUUCUUUUGUCUUUCUUCUUUUGCCUUCUUUUCUUUUCUUUUGUCUUUGUUCGUUUGUUUUUCUUUUUUUUCAAAAGUAUCAGAAGAAUCAGCACUGCCAAAGAUGUGAAAGUCAAGCUAUCUUUAUCCUGCUGACAACUGUGGGAGAAAAUUAAUAUUUUAUACAGGGUACACCAUCGUAACUUUUUAAAAAUGUUUCUUUGUUUGUCAGAAAUGAAUGUUUUAAAAUACUUUUUAAAAAUAGUCUGUCAUUUACUAUUUUGCACAGUUAAAGCUGUUGAACUCACUGGAGGUUCUUUAGACUAGCUUGUCAGCUGGUCACCAGUCUUAUUCACGCCAUUUUAGACAAAUUUUUAUACUAGAACUUUAUUUUUUAGGGCUUGUAAUUAACCAAAUGGUGUUACAGUUAGGCUAACAAGUAUUGCAUUUAUAAAUUUUAUUGUACAAACUUCCUAAUGAUGGCACAUCCAACGUUCUGCUUCCUGUGCUGUCUCAUGGACUACCUUUUUUUGUCUCUGUAAACAAGAUCAGCCCAGUAGUCAGCUGGAAAGUAGCAGAACAAAAACAGGUGUGAUAAAAGUGGACAGCAGAAAUAUCUAUUUGUGUCACGGCAUGGUUGAAUCAGGCGCUCCUCAAUUUUCGGGCAGGUGGAGUUAUUGGUCUCCUUAACUCAUUCGCUAUGUAUUA